AAUAUUGGGAGAUCAGGACACGUCAAAUCAACAAACACACACUGGCCACUGCCCCCGACUUUUACGGUUUAAAUAACCACAAACACGGCGUUCAAUAUAUUUGCUCUCUUCUGCUCUGCUUCACCACCUCUACUUACAUAAAUACAUAUAAAUCCAUGUCUCUAUAGCACCAUAGCUGCUCAUACCAGGAGAAAUUUGAGUAUUAAGUAACAAAGAUGGAGAAUUAUCUCAAGGACUUUGAUAUUCCGGCGAAGCAUGCGCCGGAGGAAGCGCAGCUCCGGUGGAGAAACGCCGUCGGGAUAGUGAAGAAUCGCCGCCGUCGAUUCCGUCACAUUGUCGAUCUGGCGAAACGCAACGAGCAGAAGCUCAAGGUUCAAAAGAUUCAGGAAGAUCUGCGACUUGUUGUUACAACAAUUAAGGCAGCAUACAAGUUUAUCGAAGCCUUAAAGCCCUCCAAAGAGGCUAUAGAUGCAGGUUAUAAUAUUAAUCCUGAUAAGAUUGCAAAGAUUAUCAGAAGCCGUAACAAUAAAGUCUUGGAAGAGCACCAGGGAGUAAGUGGAGUGGCAGCUGAAUUAAAUGUCUCACUGGAUGAGGGAGUAGAGACAACUGACUUGCCUAAACGGCAAAAGUUCUUGGGCGUCAACAGAUAUACUGAAAAACCAUCUAAAAGUUUUUGGCUGUUUGUCUGGGAGGCUUUACAUGAUUUGACCCUUAUUAUCCUUAUUGUUUGUGCUGUGGUUUCUAUAGGUGUAGGACUUGCCACUGAAGGGUUGCCAAAAGGCAUAUAUGAUGGGUUAGGAAUCAUACUUAGUAUUUUUCUGGUAGUCAUGGUGACUGCAAUUAGUGAUUAUAAUCAAUCCUUGCAGUUUAAAGAUCUGGACAAGGAGAAGAAGAAAAUAUCUGUUCAUGUAACAAGAGAUGGAACUAGACAAAAGGUGUCCAUAUUUGACCUGGUUGUUGGGGAUGUUGUCCACUUAUCGAUUGGAGAUCAAGUUCCAGCUGAUGGAUUGUUUAUAUCAGGAUACAGCUUGUUAAUUGACGAGUCAAGCUUGUCUGGGGAGAGUGAGCCAGUGAAUAUAAAUGAGAAAAAUCCUUUUCUACUUGCAGGGACCAAGGUGCAAGAUGGUUCAGGUAAGAUGCUGGUGACCACUGUUGGUAUGCGAACUGAAUGGGGCAAGUUGAUGGAAACAUUGAGUGAAGGAGGUGAAGAUGAGACUCCACUACAGGUGAAGCUGAAUGGUGUUGCUACAAUCAUAGGCAAGAUUGGCUUGAUUUUUGCUGUGCUGACAUUCUCUGUUCUGACAGUAAGAUUCUUGGUGGAGAAAGCAAUUCACCAUGAGUUCACCAGUUGGACUUCAGUUGAUGCUAUGAAGCUUUUGAAUUACUUUGCUACUGCAGUGACCAUAAUUGUUGUUGCUGUUCCAGAAGGACUACCUCUGGCAGUGACAUUGAGCCUUGCUUUUGCAAUGAAGAAGUUAAUGAAUGACAAGGCACUUGUGAGGCAUCUUUCCGCAUGUGAGACAAUGGGUUCUGCUACUUGCAUAUGCACAGAUAAAACAGGAACACUAACUACAAACCAUAUGGUAGUUGAUAAGAUAUGGGUAUGUGGGAAACCUGAAGAGAUGAAAGAUGGUGAAAAUCAUAAUACUAAUCAUUCUGAUGUAUCAGAAAAUGUAUUACCCUUUCUCUUGCAGGCUAUAUUUCAGAAUACUGCUUCAGAGGUUGUCAAAAAUAAAGAUGGAAAAACUUCUGUACUAGGUACACCAACAGAAUCAGCACUUGUAGAAUACGGAUUGCUACUGGGUGGUGAUUUUGAUGCACAGCGUCGAGAAAUCAAGAUGCUAAAAGUCGAACCCUUCAAUUCUGUUAAAAAGACGAUGUCUGUUCUUGUGGCUCUUCCAGAUGGUAGAACUAGAGCUUUCUGCAAAGGCGCAUCAGAGAUUGUAUUAGGAAUGUGUGAUAAGGUAAUUGAUUACAACGGGGAAACAGUUGACCUGUCGGAGGAAUUCGUACAAAACAUCACAGAUGUCAUCAAUGGUUUUGCCUGUGAUGCUUUAAGAACAAUCUGUUUGGCAUUUAAGGAUACUGACAACAAUUGUGAUGGGAUCGGUUUGCCUGAUAGUAGUUAUACAUUGAUUGCAGUAGUUGGUAUUAAAGAUCCUGUACGCCCAGGGGUCAAGGAUGCUGUUCGAACUUGUUUAGCUGCUGGAAUAACUGUGCGUAUGGUCACUGGUGACAACAUUAACACAGCGAAGGCCAUUGCAAAAGAAUGUGGAAUACUCACUGAAGGUGGUUUGGCCAUUGAAGGACCAGAUUUUCGCAACAAAAGUCCAGAUGAAUUGAUGGCGAUAGUACCACAUAUUCAGGUAAUGGCUCGAUCUUUGCCUUUGGACAAGCACAAGCUGGUAACCAAUUUAAGGAGCAUCCAUAAAGAGGUGGUUGCUGUAACUGGUGAUGGAACAAAUGAUGCUCCUGCUUUGCACGAAGCAGACAUUGGACUUGCAAUGGGUAUAGCUGGAACAGAGGUUGCCAAAGAAAAUGCUGAUGUCAUUAUAUUGGAUGACAACUUUUCAACAAUAGUAAAUGUUGCCAAAUGGGGGCGUGCUGUAUACAUUAACAUCCAAAAGUUUGUUCAGUUUCAGCUUACUGUUAAUAUUGUUGCUCUUAUGAUCAAUUUCAUUUCAGCAUGCAUCUCUGGAUCUGCUCCCCUCACUGCUGUGCAGUUGCUUUGGGUCAAUCUGAUUAUGGACACAUUAGGUGCAUUGGCACUGGCUACCGAACCAGCACAUGAAGGAUUGAUGAAUAGGCCCCCAGUGGGGAGGGGUGUGAGUUUUAUAACCAGAGCAAUGUGGAGGAAUAUAGCAGGUCAGAGUAUUUACCAAAUGGUCGUUCUGUUCGUGUUCAAUUUUGCAGGGAAGCAAAUUCUGGGACUCAAUGGUUCAGAUGCUACCAUUAUUGUCAAUACCUUCAUAUUUAAUACCUUUGUAUUCUGCCAGGUCUUUAACGAGAUAAACAGCCGAGAUAUUGAAAAGAUCAAUAUUUUCCGUGGCAUGUUCAGUAGCUGGAUAUUUAUUGGUGUCAUGUUGGCCACAGUGAUAUUUCAAGUUAUAAUAGUCGAGUUCCUAGGGGCCUUCGCAAGCACUGUGCCGCUGAGUUGGCAGUUGUGGUUACUGAGCAUCCUAAUUGGAUUUGUAGGCAUGCCUAUUGCAGUUGUUUUGAAGUGCAUUCCUGUUGAAAGAAGAGUUCCCAAGCACCAUGAUGGUUAUGAUCGGCUCGCCACGGGACCAGAAGCUGUAUGAUAUGAAGAGAAAUAAGUACUCUUCUUCUGGGAAAAAAUAACACGGGUCUACCACAAUAUCAAAUACUGGACCGUACGAACUAAUCUUUUAAUGUUAACUUGACCAAACCACUGUAUGUUUUCUUUGGAUAGAUCCACUGUUCAGCAAGUAUUGAGCAAAGUUGCAAAGUACUUUUGUUCUACGAACUUGAGGUGGUUUUCUUAUAAGCUGGUUUUGUAGUUCAUGAGCACUGUGUAGAGGCUAAAUUUGUAUACAUGUCUACCUUUUCUUUA
Molecule: messenger RNA, 3571 nt
Organism: Daucus carota subsp. sativus
Lineage: Eukaryota; Viridiplantae; Streptophyta; Magnoliopsida; Apiales; Apiaceae
Product: calcium-transporting ATPase 4, plasma membrane-type-like
Exons: 7
Coding region: 216-3299 (1027 amino acids)
Biological process (GO): calcium ion transmembrane transport
Cellular component (GO): plasma membrane; intracellular membrane-bounded organelle
Molecular function (GO): ATP hydrolysis activity; P-type calcium transporter activity; calmodulin binding
Source: RefSeq, a predicted model, not a curated record